This is a messenger RNA of Striga hermonthica, 837 nucleotides long. NCBI's taxonomy places the organism in Eukaryota, Viridiplantae, Streptophyta, Magnoliopsida, Lamiales, Orobanchaceae. The record is from the annotation of a GenBank genome assembly.
AUGUCGAAAGCCCGUGAGCCCGUCUCCUCUGAAACCUCUUCUGGCGAGGAGAAAACCCACGAUUCUUCGUCUGAGGAAAUCGAUUCUGAGCCCGAACAGAUCCGGAAGUCUUCCGCACCGCCGGCCGCCGCGAGGAAACCCCAAACCCCUUCCGCCAUUAUGCCCGCCCCUUCCGCGAAAGGCAAAGACAAGGCCACCGCCGCCUCCGCCUCCGCUUCAGCUUCCAGAUCUACUAGGAAGCGGGCCGUCCAGGAGGAUAAUGGGACGGAGGCCACUGGUAAAAAGAAGUCGAAGAACAGUAAGAAGGCUGAACCCGAGGCCGAGAAGAAACAACUGUUCCAGAGGAUAUGGAGCGAGGCCGACGAAAUCGCCAUCCUCAACGGAAUGCUGCAGUUUAGGGCGGAGAAGAAAUCCGACCCCAGGGAUAAUUUUGACGAGUUUUUUGAGUUGAUCAAGAAGAAUUUGCACUUUGAUGCGACGAGGGCCCAGCUGAAGGAUAAGAUUUUUAGGCUGAAAAAGAAGUACACAAACCACAAGCACAAGGGGAAUGAAGGAUACCACGUUCUGCUUACUGGAGGAAUGGAAAAAGUUCUUCGCAUAUAUGAUUUUAAUCGGCGAGAUGCGCACCUCCCAAGGAAAUUGAAAGGCCUGGUUCUGUUGUGGGAUGUGAGAACUGGCACAAUUGUUCGGAUGCGUGAGACCAAGUCCGCUGUAACCAGUGCUGAGGUUGCAACAAGGGUCAUCAUGGUCCAGUCCAUUGCGAUCGUUUCUCACGAGGUGGCAAAUCAUAUGCCACGGGAUUUGAAGACGGGACCAUUGGCAGACUGGUCCAACUAA